GAAAAUCAGAUCCUAGGUUCCUCGCGAACCCAGGAUCCUCCUUCCUUCGGCCUUCCUUAGUAGGUUAAAUACCCAUUUCUCCUUUCACCAUUUCCGACUUGGGUUUUGAGCAAGAGGGACAGACAUGCGUUGCCAGGUUGACGAUGCACAAUUCGUUCGCCAGGUUGGGGGAGAAGUCGACGACAGGAUCUUUGAUUCUGGCUCCCUCAAAUCAGCAGGACUCCAUUACCAGUCAGCUCGAUGUAUGUCUUCUUAUUCUCUAUCUUGAAUGUUUUCAUAUUUACCCUUCCAAAGAGGAAAAGAAAUUGAAAACCCAAAAUUGUAGUUUUUUUAUGAAUUGAGUGGGGAUGGUUUAUUUUUAAGAAAAUCUAGCUACAGUAGUCUCCUUUUUCUUCUUAUUUCUUUGAUUCCCAUUUUUCGCAAUAAAUUAUCAAUUAAAGAAGUUCAAUCUUAG
This is a messenger RNA of Rubroshorea leprosula, 454 nucleotides long. Lineage: Eukaryota; Viridiplantae; Streptophyta; Magnoliopsida; Malvales; Dipterocarpaceae. The record is from the annotation of a GenBank genome assembly.